This is a messenger RNA of Tyto alba (common barn owl), 1620 nucleotides long. RefSeq names its product protein ecdysoneless homolog. Gene Ontology annotation, cellular component: nucleus. The record is from RefSeq and is a predicted model, not a curated record. Lineage: Eukaryota; Metazoa; Chordata; Aves; Strigiformes; Tytonidae. The transcript has 11 exons.
AUGGUCUGUGGCAUCUUGUGUGACUGUUUGAUCCUGUCUGAUGAGAGUGUUGCUACCUGCCAGGUGUUCUUUUACAAAGGAGAGCUGCACCUCAUCCCGCUGUCAGAGACCCAGGAGCAGGAACGUGACCUAUCUGCCACCACUCUGACAGUCUCGCAGGCGGUGACGCUGUUGUCCACCUGUUCAGAGGAGUUCCUGGCUGCAGAGCCCAUCCCAACAGCAGUGUAGAAGCGCAUCAGUGGGUAUCCUGAGAAAAUUCAGACCUCAUUUCACCGAGCCCACUGCUACCUUCCAGCAGGCAUUGUGGCAGUGCUGAGGCAGCGCCCUUCGUUGGUGGCUGCAGCAGUCCAGGCCUUUCACCUGCGAGAGCCUGUGGAUUUACGAGCAGUUAUACCGCUAGCUCCUGAAAAUAAGUUUGGGAGUCAAAGUGGAUACACGCUGCCCCUCCCAUCUCACCCUCAAUACAAAGCCUAUGAACUGGGCAUGAAGCUGGCCCAUGGCUUUGAAAUUUUGUGCUCCAAGUGCAGUAAAGUAUCUCCUGAUUCCAAGAGCAAUGUGUUAAAGGUCCCCUGUGGAAAUGAAGGAUCUGCUAAAUACUUGGAAGUGCUGCACAGGGCAGAAGAUUACUUCCAACAGUCUGUUACCAAGCCCGAAAGCUCUUUUGAAGUGAGCCCAGGUGAUGAAAUCUUGACACUGCUACAGACAACAACUGUUGAUUUGAAGGAAUUUGAGAGAGAAGCAGCUUGUCUUUUUCCAGAGGAUGAUGACAGUUGGCUGGAGAUUACAGCAGGUGAUCUAGAUCAGAUGCUGAAGGAGGCAAGAAAUGAGUCCCUUCCUUCCUCCAAUGAGGAAGAGCAGAAAUACGACUUGGAAGCAGUUGCUGAAAGUAUGAAGGCUUUUGUAUCCAAAGUCUCACCACAUGAAGGAGCAGAAAUGCCACGGCACCCUUUGGUUGAUUCUGCUCGAGAGAAAUCUGUAUGCCGUAUGGCUUAUGUCUGUGUCAGCUUAUGCAAGCCUAAAAGCUUUAUUUAUUUAAAAAUUUUUUUAGAUAUCAGGUCACCUGAUGAAUCCCAUGUUACCUUUGAUGUAGAUUCUUUUACAAAAGCGUUAGUCAGAAUUUUAGGUGAGAUUGCUUCUUUGUUUCUUUUGUCAGAAUAUCUCAUGGUUAUUUGGCUUUCCUGGGUCAUCCAUCCGUCACCCAUGGUCGCUGUGCUGAUUUGUUUGCUAUCUGUACUGACACAAAAUAAUAUAUAUGUAGGGGCAGACUCAGAAGAGCUGGAUUCUGAUGGUCUGGAUGAAGAGGAGGAGUUUGAUUUCUCGAACAAGGAUGAUGAAGACUUAGAUGUGGAAGAUCAAAGGCAAGACCAGAAGGUGCCGCCUAAUGAGCUUAUAGGCAGUCUCAAGUCAUACAUGAGUGAGAUGGACCGUGAACUGGCACAUACCAACGUUGGUAAAAGUUUCACCGUCCAAAAGAGAGGGGCAAGUUCUGUUAAUGCAACUACGUCUCAAAGUGCUGGCCCUGAUUCCGGAGCUGAAGAUACUGAGUUGACUGAAAUAAAAAAGGCCCAAACAAUAGGCCUCAAACCAAAGUUGACUUCUGAGUGAAUUCCACGACCAGCA